AGAAUGGCAAGAGAUGAAGCUUGACAGGUCAUAGAGUACAAACAAGUUUGGACUUUAUCCUUUAGCCGAUGGGGAGACACUGGAAUGUUUUAUGUAGAGUAGUGACUUGAUCAGAUUAAUGUGUUGAAAGAUAACCUUAGCAACAGUGUGGAGAAUGAAUUGGAGGAGGCAAGAUUGGAAGUAAGACCUGCUAAAAAGUCGUUGCUGUAGUCCAAGGGAGAGAGGAUGACAAAGCCCUGAACUGGGGAAGUAGCAGUGGAAAUGGAGAGAAGAGUGCCAUGGAUUUGAGGUCUUCUAGAUGCCUUCUUGAGCCUGCUUGUGGCCACCCACAGACACUUGUAAGGAGGAGAGAAGUCGGGCUGGCAGAGACACUCUGAAAUGAGGGAUUAGAGGCCGGGAUCCAAGGAGCAAAAGCUGCAGCCAGAAGACGAGGGAGCAGGCCCUAAGACGCUUCUAUUGAGAGGUCUGCCAUGGCCUCUCUUGGCCUCCAACUUGUAGGCUACAUCCUGGGCCUUUUGGGGCUAUUGGGCACCCUCAUUGCCAUGCUGCUCCCCAACUGGCGAACAAGUUCUUAUGUAGGUGCCAGCAUUGUGACAGCAGUCGGCUUCUCCAAGGGCCUCUGGAUGGAGUGUGCCACACAAAGCACAGGCAUCACCCAGUGUGACAUCUACAACACCAUUCUAGGCCUGCCUGCUGACAUCCAGGCUGCCCAGGCCAUGAUGGUGACAUCCAGUGUAAUCUCCUCGUUGGCCUGCAUUAUCUCUGUGGUGGGCAUGAGAUGCACAGUCUUCUGCCAGGACUCACGAGCCAAAGACAGAGUGGCGGUAGUGGGCGGAGUCUGCUUCAUCCUUGGAGGCCUCCUAGGCUUCAUCCCUAUUGCCUGGAAUCUUCACGGGAUCCUGCGGGACUUCUACUCCCCACUGAGAAAUCGCUCCAACUACUACGAUGCCUACCAGGCCCAGCCCCUUGCCACUAGGAGCUCUCCAAGGCCUGGUGAACCAUCCAAAGUCAAGAGUGAGUUUAACUCCUACAGCCUGACAGGGUAUGUGUGAAGAACCAGGGGCAGAGCUGGGGGGUGGCUGGGUCUGUGAAAACCAGUGGAAAGCCCCCCCAGGGCCUCAGAUGAGGGACAUUGCCACUGGAUCAUGUUAGAACCUUCUGCUGAGGAUAGACUGAUUUUGGCCCCUGGAUCAAGCAAAGGCAGAAACGGGAGCUGGUGUGACAGCGUGCAGGUUGAAUUGUCAAGAUGCUUGCCAAGCCAGGCUUUCUGUUUCCUUCACCUUGGCCUCCCCACCCUCUACCCUGAGUCCCAACCCUCAACUUUAAACCCACCCUAGGCCAGGCCCUAGAGGCUCCCCUUUGCCCUUUGGUUUACCUGGGAAUCUAUCCAAAAACCCACUAAUUACAUCCCACUGACUGACUGUCAGUGUGAUCAAAGACCCUCCCUCUGGUGGAGGUUGGCCCUUAGUUCAUUGCUGGGGGAUGGGAGGAAGGAGUGGUGGCUUUUAUGGGCAUGGCUCUAACCUCCCUCUCAAGCCUCCCUCCAAAGAAACUGAUUGGCCAGUAAUAAGCCGUGGAGCCUCCAUUCCACUCUUGUUAUGACUCCACAGUGUCCAGACUGGUUUGUGCAUGAACUGAAGUAAAGCCAUGGUACCGAGGGAACAGAGAGCAACUGGGUGCAGGAUGAGAGGGAGGGAAGGCAGCCAAGGACCAAAAAAAGACCAGAAUGACUGCCCAAUGCAUUUCCCAUAAUUCCUCACACUUGUGGGUUGCGGAUCUAGCCCCCGGCUAGAGGAAAACACCAGGAAAGAAGAUAUGGUGGAAAGCUCAAGGCGGCAGCAGACUGAUUCCACUGAGGAACUGCCUCAGAAGCUGCAGCCCCAACUUUUGCUGAAGCCCCUGCCUACCUCUGACCUGGCCUCCUGCUAAAUAACAAGGUGAAGGGCCCUACACAAUGGUUUCCUUAGGAAAGGGAAACUAGUUUUUCUAGAGAUGGCCCUUGACUGAGGGAUGACAAUGUGGGAGCUGUGGGGGAUUGAGGAAAGUACCACUCCUUGAUGCUGCCUGACAAAGAACAAGAACUUUGGUGUUCAAGAAGCUGGGUAGACAUGUGCGGUGGCUCCAGUGGGUGUUUCUAUUGGCCAGAGAGAGGCAGCCCGCCGGAGAGUCUUCAGGACUAAUGGAAAAUCAGCUCAAAGGCUGAGAUCAGGCUUCUGGGAUCUACCCACAGACCCCUACAGAGCCUCUGAAAGACAGCAGCAUCACUUGGGCCCCCGUCACCCUUCAUAUUUCCCCUACCAUCCUUCACCAGACAUUCCAGAGUUGCCAGAAGGCAUCCAAGGGCUCCAGCAUGGAACAAUCAUGCCCAUAGUGCCAUGGCCCUGAUCUGAGUGAUAGCUGAGCUGCUGCCUGGGAUUUCAGUUGAGGUGGGAGAGUAGAGAAUGGUUCCCAGGCAGCUCCAAGGUCUGAAAAUGCUCCAUUUCCCCUGGGGUGGGGGUGAGGAUGGGAGUCAUAAACAAACCAAAGGCAUUUUCUCUCACCAGCCUAAGCAUGACCAGCUUCUGAGAAACUCCAGUACACCUCCCUAAACCUCAGUGCCAACAGAAGGGGCCCAUUCAUUGUCUUUAACGUGCCUUUCAUGUUUCCACCUGCUUGCCUAUGUUUAAGCUGUUCUCCCAAGCUGGAAGGCCCUCUCCCCUUAGCCAAGUCUCCCUCAUGCUUGGAGAACUUGCUCAGCACCACCUCCUGCAUUGAGCCUCCUCUGACCACUCCAUCCCUCUCCCACCCCUCCCUCCUCCAAUCUUCAAUGUAAAAAUUGCUUCUUUGAUGCUUAUCAUUCAGAAUUUUUAAUGGAUAGUUUAUCUUUUCAUGUGUGUGUAUCUGAUUUCACAAGUACGUUGUAAACUUUUGGAGGGUAGGGGUCAUUUUUUAGACCUCUCUGUAUCCUCAAGACUAUCUGUAAGAGUGCUGGGCACACAG
This is a messenger RNA of Ceratotherium simum simum (southern white rhinoceros), 2979 nucleotides long. The record is from RefSeq and is a predicted model, not a curated record. NCBI's taxonomy places the organism in Eukaryota, Metazoa, Chordata, Mammalia, Perissodactyla, Rhinocerotidae.